CGACUUCUCGCUCGCUCUGGACGAAUCAGCCACUUUUGAUUCGCACUCUUGACGCUUCUCCCUACUCUUAGCUGGCAGCCUGCCGACCUCUUGGUCGAAUCUAGUGUCGUCUAGCGAAGCGCGCAGACGCCCAUCUCCUCCGCACUUUCUCAAACUUCUUGCCAUCUACAGCGUCGUCUCCCCCCCACACCCCCAUCCUCCACUACCAUUGCAAUCCCGCUAGCUGCACCCGCCAAUCCGCUUUCAUCCAUUCUGGCCCCGAUCAAACAUGUCCCUCUCAGCACUUCACCUCUCCCUUCUUCCAGCCAGCGGAACCUCGCAUCUCCUCGCUCUACACUUGACACAUCGAGAUGGCUGCGCGCGGCUCAGAGGAGAGAGGUUGAGACAUUUGAUACUGGUCAGGGAUGAUUGCGUUAGGAUCUUUGAGGUCAGGAAGAGAUGGGAUGCGCAAAUCAAGCUGCAUCAUCUUCGUACGCACCAGCUCUUUGGAAAUGUGAUGGGUUUGGGCGCCGUGGACGCCUCUGCUUGGAAAGGCUCGAGCAGGCAAGUCGCAGAGGCGUCUGGCACGCAGAGCACUCAAGCAGUGCUUUUCUCGUUUGGCGAUGCCAAGAUGGCUCUGAUGGAGUGGGACGACGAAGCGAUGGAUCUUGUCACCGUCUCCAUUCACACCUAUCAGAGAGCACCUCAGAUGAUCAAUGGGUCUCCUCCGCACUUUCAAAACUUUUUGCGCACCGAUCCGAUUUCGAGGUGUGCGGUCAUGCUGCUGCCUCAAUCUUCCAUCGCCGUGCUGCCCUUCUAUCAAGAUAGCGUCGAUCUGGGAGACGAGAUGGAUUUGGAGCUGCUGGAUGGCGAAGGGGACGCUCUGCGCGAAGGACACGAGCCUGGAGCCGCUGGGGAGGCUCUGCCCUACGCUCCUUCCUUCGUGCUGGACCUAGCAAAAUUGCUUCAGGUGGCUGGCGUGAGGGAUCUUGCUUUUUGCGAGGGAUUUCAGAGACCCACGCUAGCCGUGCUCAGCAGUGUAGCAGGCACCUGCACCGGCCGAUUGAACGAGAAGCGCGAUACGUGCGUCUUGCACCUCCUCACCCUGGAUCUGAGCAUCACUUCGACCCAUCCCAUCCUCACCACUUGUCCCAACCUCCCGCACGACGUGCUCUACAUGAGACCCUGCCCUGCCAACCUUGGGGGAGGCGUGCUGCUCGUAUCUCCCUGCGCGUUGAUGCACGUAGAUCAAGCGGGCAACGUCGUAGGUCUAGCAACCAGCGACUGGUUCGCCCUCACGUCCGAUCGGAAAUUGCCUAGCCUUUCUCUUCCAAGCACCUCCGCCUCGACCUCUUUGAACCAGACGCAGAGGCACAAUGCGCAGAUCAAUCUGGCCAAUUCGGAAAUCGUGUUUCCGAACGACAAAGCACAAAGCGGAUCGGCGGCGGCUAGUAUGGUCUUGCUGUUCAGCGCCUCUUCCGAAGCGUAUCAGAUCCGCUUCAACUUUGAUGGGAGGACAUUGGAAAGCCUCUCGAUGGAGCUGGUGCACAUGUCUAGCAGUCUUGCUGAGGCGCCCGCGGGAGGGCACGACGGCGAGAAGUUGACCCCGCCCGCUUGCGCGGCCAUGAUCGAUGAGGAACUUGCGAUUGUGGGAAGCAUGAUCGGUCCGAGUCGAUUGGUGAUGGUGAAGAAUGUGCAGAAGAAGGUGGAGGAGGCGGAGCAUGAUCAAGAGGAGGACGACGCAAAGAGUGAUUUGCAGGGGCGUGUCGAAAUGGAAAUGGACCUGGACGAUGACUUGUACGGCGACUCUGCGCGUGCAGUCUCCUCCGCCGCCGGUCCUUCGACGAACGGCAGCACAAAGAGGGCGAUGACGAGUUUGGAAUUGAAGCCCUUGCCGGCGAACAUACCCGCCUUGGGACCUGUGCACGACUUGAAGAUGUGCGCUUUUGAUGAGCUCGACGUCAAAGGCGAGGAUGCGUCUUUGGGAAAGGACGAAAAGGUGUUGAAGACGCUCGCUACCGUGGGUGCUGCGCCCAAUGCUGGCGUGGCCAUUCUAGAACGCAGGUUGGCCUUUGAUGCGCCUAGCGGUCUUUGGACUUUGCCCAUCUCGAUGAACUCAUUCGACGCGCAUGAGAGAGCGUACGACGCUUGUUUGGCUUCCAACGACGAUAGAACCACCUUGUUCAAGGUGCAUGCGGAUGGCAGGACGGAGCUGAUCGAGCGCGUGAAGGGGAGGACCCUGGCCGCUGGACCUUUGCCUGAUCGGCCCGACCAGCAACCACGAUCCAAGCAGGCGCAGGCUGCUCGAUUUGUCCGUAUAACGGAAAGGCAGGUGGAAGUGAUGGAUCUGACCGGUCGAGUUUUGCAAUCGGUUCUAGCGGUGGAGGAGAAGGGGGGAUCAUCUUCGUCGGCUGCGGCGGUGGCGGAUGAAGAGCAUGAAGAGCUGCAAGUGCAUCAAGCUAGCUUGUGUGGCGCUUGGGCAGCCUUGGUGAGGACGGAUGGACAGUUGAGAGUAUAUCGAGUGGAUGGACACGCGCCGCAAAGGGUGCAACUAGCGCAGGGUUCUGCGCUUGGGGCCAACAAGUACACGUGCGUUUCGUUGUUGCGGGAUGAGAGGGCGCAAUUAACGCUCGAGCCGCUGCGGAUGCAAGAGGAGCCAAAGCUUGUACAGGAGACCGGCUCGGCGACGGCGGUGCAGAGCCCUACGACACGGCGCAAAACGCUUCGCAACGAGGAGGAAGAGGAUGAAGAGAUCGACUAUGGGGAGGAGGAGGAGGAGGAGGAGGAGGAGGAGGAGGAGGAGGAAGGGGGCGACGUGCGGACGACCACUACGCCGGCACGGGUGGUUGAGAAAAGCGCACGGUCAGACGAUCAGACGUCCUCGUCGAAAGCUGCGACUAUUUGGCUUUCGCUUGUUGAUAACGACGGCCGCGUGCAUAUCUGCGUACUUCCCUCUUUAGAAAUCGUCUGGUCCUCCAACUCUAUCCUCGCGUUGCCACAACGAUUGUCCCACACGCUCGAUGAUGCCUCCUCGACCGAAGAUGAGGGUCUAUACGUCAUCCAGGCGCUGCUGUGUCACAUCGGCGAUGCGUUGCAUCUGGCGGCAUCCUUCAACAACGGUCUCAUCGUCGUCUAUGAGGCAAACACGAGCGGUGCAGCGCAAUCCCGGUUGCAAGUGAUCUUCAACAAGAUUUUUGCGCGUCAAAUCACCUCGACGGAAGUAGCUGGUCCGGCGGUCGAUGGCGAAGUGGCCACUUUGGCAGCUUCGCUCACCCCACUCGACCGCUUUGCGGCAUUUGAAGACGCAUCGGUAUUUGUGGGAGGUGAAGAGUCUGGAUGGAUCGCCAAGUGCGAGACCGGGCCUUUGGUCUUUUUCCCGACGCAUGAGGGCGGAUUGCAUAGUUGUGCUGCCUUGAGAGCACAGCGCGGCAUCUCGACCUUCACUUUGUCUCCUCAGCGUUUCUUGUUCACUCAAUUCGACAUGGUGUGCUCGGCAGAGAUGCCCGACUUGCGGUACGACCUCGAAAUACCUUACAAGCUUCUUCCAUCUGAUCGAACCUACACAAGAUUGGCCCCCCAUGAGCCCACUGGAACGUUCGUCGUAGCUUCCGAAUCGCCGCAGCCCUUUGUCCUUUUCGAUCCGGAGGACCAGAGCGUGGUGCAGGAUCCUAGCAUCGACCCUACGCCAGCUUACAUUGCGCGCGGAUCUUUGGAGCUCUUCGUGCCGGGCAUCGAAGAGCCAAUCGAUGGAUUCGAAUUCGGACAGUGCGAAGUGGUUUGUGCUGUGGAGCUCGUCACGCUCAAAUCUAUAGGCACGCUUUCGGGAACCAAAGAUUACUUGGCUGUGGGCACGAUGAUUUCUCACGGAGAGGACCGACCGGCAAGAGGCAAUACAUACAUUUUCGACGUGGUCGAGGUGGUGCCAGAUCCGGCAGACCCGCUGGCCAAGUACCGCUUGAGAAUGUUGUACAAGGAGGACGCCAAAGCGCCCAUCACGUGCAUCACCGACAUGAACGGUUAUCUCGUCGUGGCCAUGGGCCAAAAGCUCUUUGUACGCUCAUUGGAGAACGACGAGUGGCUCGUGUCCAUCGCAUUCUUGGAUAUUCCUUUCCAAACGACGACGCUACGAAGGCUCAACAACUUCAUCCUGCUAAGCGACGUGCACAACAGCGUUUGGUUCAUUGCUUUUCAGGUUCGUAAAGUUCCUUUCGAUGCGUCUCGCAAAGUCGUCUCGUCGCUCAUCGGAUCCGAGUCCAACGUGAUGUUCACGAACCGUUUGCAGGAAUCGCCAUACCGAUUGACCGUGCUCGGCAAAGACUUUCACACCUUUUCAACGACGUGCUCCGACUUUCUUCUCGAUGGACCGGAAAUGUCCAUCGUUGCCGCGUCGACGGACAAGGUGCUCAGGCUCUACGACUACGCGCCUACAGCUAUAGCGAGCCAAGGUGGACUCAAGCUGCUUUUGCGCACAGAGUACCAAAUCAAUUCGGAAGUGGACUGCAUCCUCAUGAUCCCGGGCGCCGCUCCCGAACAUGGAGGCUUCUCGCUUCAGUCCGAACUCAUCCUGGGUCUUAUGAACGGCGGUGUGCACAGUCUUGUGCCUGUGGAAGAGCACGUGUACCAUCGCUUGCAGCUCUUGCAAAGUCAAAUGGUACGAAACGUGCAGCAUUUUGCCGGUCUGAAUCCGCGCGGACAUCGGUCCGUCCGCAACGAUCACACUUCGCGACCCCUUGCAAAGGGCAUACUGGACGGUCUGCUCUUGUCCACCUUUGAAAAGCUGUCUCGGCCCAAGAUGGAGGAGUUGGUUGGCCUGCUGCAAGGUGCGAUGGGCAGAGAUGGACCGGAUCAGGCAUUGAGGGAUCUUGCUGCGCUCAGAAAUCACUGGGGCUCCGCCUAAGCACUAGCACGCUCCUGCACAGAAAUGAACAUGAUGUCGUUGCGGACGCUUCUGCGCAUGCAUUACUCUUCUGCGCAUGCACUACUCUGGCGAACGGC
Messenger RNA from Ceraceosorus guamensis, 4974 nucleotides. RefSeq lists its product as hypothetical. The transcript has 17 exons. The coding region runs from base 269 to 4876 and encodes 1535 amino acids. Gene Ontology annotation, molecular function: protein binding; nucleic acid binding. NCBI's taxonomy places the organism in Eukaryota, Fungi, Basidiomycota, Exobasidiomycetes, Ceraceosorales, Ceraceosoraceae. The record is from RefSeq and is a predicted model, not a curated record. Gene Ontology annotation, cellular component: mRNA cleavage and polyadenylation specificity factor complex; nucleus.